CCCCAGCUCCCUGUACGCCUUCCUAUCAGCCCGCUAGACCCACCGUCUGCGCAGCGCAACAUCGAGGUGCUCACUUUGAGUCUGGGGGGAGGCUGACGUUCUUUGUAACCAUGACACGAAGAGUGGAAUCGGAUACUGCCAAGAGUAGUUGGAGGCAAGUCAAGGUGCCAGUGUUCGGGGUGGCGGUGCUGCUGCUUGUCGGUUUUGUUCCGAUUGCUGCUGCUGUUCCAUUUGAAGUAAAAGAUAAAACAAGUAUAACAUGCAUAUUGGCUGAUUUGUCCAUCAAUUUUACUGUGCCAUACAGCAAAGCUUCAAAAACGGAACUGGCUACAUUUGUGUUGCCAUCGAAUGCCGUUGCAGAUGUUAACAAAAGCUCUUGUGGUGAUGUAAAUAACACUGUGCCAGUUUUAGCUAUUCAGUUUGGAUCUGGUCACUCACUGAAUAUUACUUUUGGAAGGACCAAUACAAAGUAUCAAGUUGCUGAACUGGUUAUGUCCUACAAUUUGUCUGACAAAAUCUUAUUCCCAGAUGCAUCUGAGAACGGAACCAAAACUGUAUCCACAAACAAUACUGCCGUAUCAGCUGAGAAUGGCACUGUGUACAAAUGCAUUAAUCCACAUCUUAUUAGAAUGGAUAAUGUCAGUGCAACAUUUCAUGAUAUACAGCUUGAAGCAUACCUAAAGCAGGGUAACUUCAGUCAGAAAGUAAGCACAUGCAGUGAGGAUGUUACCCCUACAUCAGCCCCAACCCCUGCACCAACACCAACCCAUGCACCAGCACCACCUUCAGAUCCCCCUGUGGUGCAGUAUGUGGUAAAUGGAAGCUCAGGACCUUGCCUUUUGGCUAAAGUGGGCUUGCAGAUGAAUGUCACUUACAUCACUAAAGAUGGCAAGAAUGGAACUUACGUGUUUAAUAUCGAUUCAAAAGGUGUGGCUGUUGAUGGAAACUGCACUAAUACAACCGCAUCCCUAUUUCUCUCUUCUGGUUCAGUGCAUCUUACAUUUAAUUUUACCUUGGUGAGUACAUUGGGGCACAACAGAAACUUGAGAUCUCCACGUACCUUUCCAUUUCUUACGUUACUAAUAAAACAGAACAGUCUGUAAUGACCUCUUAUUAGAAGCCUAAAAAACUUUUAAUAUAUUUAAAAAAAUAUAUAUAAAUGAUGAGGAUGAUAAAUGUAUUUUGUUGUGGUGUUAAGGGUUUUAACUGCAGGCCAGAUAUUUUGCUGCUUUAUUAAAGCCUUUAUUUUUUUUAGGUACCUGUCAUGUGUCCAGUGUUAGCCAACUAUUACAUUUCAAAUAGAUGACCAGUAUAUCUACUGUCUCUAGGCUUGUAUAUGACUCUGUAUAAAUAUAUUUCUAAAGAGAAAGAUGGAAUAAUUACUCUCAGAAGUAGUGAAUUCAGCUAGUCAGUUCUGUAAGAGACAUAUCAGACCAAGCAUUUUAUCAGCUGCCAUAGGUGCACCAACCAACUUUGUUCUGCCCCAGCAGGUACAGCAUAGGCCUGUGAGCUAACAUGCUGGGCACACUUCAGCAAAAGAAUGCAUACUUUCAUCUUACCACUCUGAAGUCUUCUUCUCUGGUAUAGAUAUGCUAGCAGAGACACAAGGGCUCAUUUAUAUUCACAGAUGCAGUGAGCAAAGUGCAGUGUUGAUCUGCAAUCACCGUAUUUUUUAUUCCCCCACAAUGCAGCAUUUUUUUCCAAGAAUUAGUCAUUGUGGGCAUUGUGUCUGAAGCAGUUAUAUGCAUCUGGCACAGUUGUGUCCGAUUAUAUGGAAGUGCACAUAUCACAUUUUUACGUGGAGCACUCGCAUAGCACCUGAUCUGGAAACUGGCACUUAUUAUUGUAGUGUCACCCACUGUGACCUACAGCACUUAUAUUUGCCUACUUGUGUCUGUAAGUUACCCUCCCAUAUAGAUUGUAGGCUCUAUGGGGCAGGGACCUCCAUCCUCUUGUGUCUUUGACUCUUAACUUAUUGCAACUGUAUCUUGUAUUUAUCUAUUAACUUCAUAAUCCCGUUUGUAUUAAUGUAUUCUACUGUACAGCGCUUUAUAAGUAAAGUUACACAUACAUACAUACAUACAUACAUACAUACAUACAUACAUACAUACAUACAUGCAAGUACCUUUUAAUGAAAGUGAUUUUAGGUGCAACCCACUGCGGGGAAACUUGGAGGAGCCCUAAUGACUGUUGGCCUUUAAAAUGUGGUAAUAUUUUAUCAUUUCUACUCUUCAUAUCGAUAUCUGAAGGGUGUGCCAAAAAGUUGAAAUAGUCAGAGUAUUUUUGAGAUUGGGUUUGAAUUAAUUGUUUUCUCUGCUUUACAGAAUAACAGCCUGGAUGUGUUUUACCUUGAUGGCGUGAGCUUAAACACAGACUUGCCUGCAGACGCCAAUGAUACACGUAGUUUUCAUGCAGAGAACAGCAGCCUGAAUUACAUGCAGACUAAUGCGCAUAAAUCCUUCAAGUGCAACUCCAAGCAGCCUCUCCAGAUCACAAGCAAUUUUACUGUUAACACAUACAAUCUUCAAGUCCAGGCUUUUAAUAUCGAUGGCACCAAGUUUGCAACUCCUGUAGAAUGCUCUCUGGAUGAAAAUGGGAUGCUGGUGCCCAUUGUGGUGGGAGCUGCUCUCGCUGGACUUGUUUUAAUUGUUCUCAUUGCUUAUCUGAUUGGCCGAAAGAGAAGUCAUGCUGGAUAUCAAACAAUAUAAUGGCCACCAAGUGUCGUUGUACCACUGAGGAGCAACAUAGAAUUGCAGUGAGCUAAUCUUUUGUUUGGAUGAGGAUUCCUAUCAGUGUGAGCACGUAUUCACACCAACUGCUAUUUUAAUGUGAACUCGCUGGCACUGCAUAUGAUGACUAUGCACUGAAGAUCCAUGAUUGAAUUAAUGAUUUAUUUUUAUUUUUUAGAAGCGAUUCUUUCCCAGUGUAGGAGACAUAGCUGCAAGCACUUUUUAAUAAAGCAAAACAAGAAUUCGUAGAUUUGGGUGAAGUCUUUUUUACAGAAGUGCUCAGUCAAGUAAUCAACUUCCUGCAGAAUUCUCACUUUUAAAGGGAAAUGUAACGACUAGAGUGAAAUCCUGCAGAUUCCUCUGCAUUUUAUAAUCCGCAGAACACGACUGAUGUAACAUUAUUGGGGUUCAGCUGCUCAUAACUUUCUUUUAAAACAAAAGCCAAUGCCACAAGGUUGCAGGGCAUUAACGCCGCAGUACUCAAUUGAUUCUAAAUCUGGUUUGCUAUUCUAGGUACUCAUUACUUUUCUAAAAUGAGUGUAACUUAUGGUUUCCCUUUUCCAUUUCUUUCUGCUAUACACAGUGUCUUUGUUUGUUUUUUCUGCACAUAUGUACAGUACAGAUUUGUAUAUGCAGAUGCCUAGCUUCAUUCUUUGGUUGGGGUUGUUCUCUUUAAGAAGUGUGUGUGUUUGCAUUGCCUUAACAAUGCUAAUAAAAUACUUUGUUUUCUUUA
Xenopus tropicalis (tropical clawed frog) is the source of this 3462-nucleotide messenger RNA. RefSeq names its product lysosomal-associated membrane protein 1 (gene lamp1). The record is from RefSeq and is marked validated. NCBI's taxonomy places the organism in Eukaryota, Metazoa, Chordata, Amphibia, Anura, Pipidae. Gene Ontology annotation, cellular component: lysosome; lysosomal membrane; plasma membrane.